GCCAUGACAAAACUAGCCACAAUCUUUAUUUUUCUUUUCUCUUUUGCAACUUUGUGCCAUUCUUUUCCUCUAUCAACAAGCUCUAGAUGGAUAGUAGAUGAAGAAACUGGCCAAAGAGUAAAAUUAGUUUGUGGAAAUUGGGCUGCCCAUUUACAAACUAUGUUACCAGAAGGCUUAGAUCAGCAGCCCGUUAGUCAAAUUGCUAGGCACAUAUCAUUAAUGGGCUUUAAUUGUGUCCGUUUAACAUGGGCUACUUAUAUGUUUACUCGCCAUUCAAAUCUGACUGUGGCCCAAUCUUUUAUUAAUAAUGGGCUUAAUAAUGCUAUGUCUGGAUUGGGCCAGAAUAAUCCACAACUUUUGGGCCUAACUGUUGUUGAGGCCCAAAAGGCUGUGAUUGAGGAAUUGGGCCGACAUGGUGUGAUGUCUGUGCUUGAUAAUCAAGUUGGUGAGCCCAUGUGGUGUUGUGGGAGUAAUGAUGGAAAUGGUUUUUGGGGAGAUAAGUAUUUUGAACCUAAAGAAUGGUUAAAAGGAUUGGAUAUUGUUGCUAAUCGAUACAAGGAUACACCAAUGGUUAUCGGCAUUAGUCUACGUAACGAGCUACGUGGUCCUCUUCAAAACCAAAGUGUAUGGUACGAGUAUGUUGAGAAGGGUGCAAAAACAAUUCAUAGGGCUAACCCUAAUCUUCUAUUAAUCAUAUCAGGAUUAGAUUAUGAUCUUGAUUUUACCUUCUUAAAGGAAAAACCCUUGAACUUAAACAUGAGAAAUAAGAUUGUAUUCGAGACUCAUAGGUAUUCAUUUACUGAGGGACAAGCAAAUUGGUUUUUAACUCAGCCAUUAAACAAAGUUUGUGAUACUAUUAAAGAAGAAAUUAUGAAUAAAUCAGGGUUUUUGAUUAAGGGAAAAAAUGCAGCUCCUUUAUUUGUUAGUGAAUUUGGUAUUGACCAAAGGGGAACGAACCAGGCCGACAAUUUGUUCUUGGGCUGUUUUCUUUCACUUUUAGCAGAAUUGGAUUUGGAUUGGGCCGUUUGGGCUUUGCAAGGUAAUUAUUAUACAAGAGAAGGUCAACCAGGAAUGGAGGAAAUGUAUGGGAUGUUUAAUUCUACAUGGAAUUCUCUUAGAAGUCCUGAAUAUCAUGCAAAAUUACAACUUAUUCAACAAAAACUCCAAGAUCCAAAAUCAAAACAACCAAUGUACCACUUAUUAUUCCAUCCACAAAGUGGCAAAUGCUUGCAUGCUGCAGCCAACAAUGUAUUAUAUGCAAGUGAUUGCAUCGGAGCAAGCCGGUGGAGCUACGACGGCGACGACACGCCGAUCCGAUUGACCGGAACUUCUCUCUGUCUCACAACAUCAAGAGAAGGUUUGCCUGUAACUCUUUCAACAGAUUGCAGUGAACAAAGUACAUGGAAAUUUGUUUCAAAUUAUCAACUUUCAAAUCAUGAUGAAAAUGGCACUGAGUUGUGUUUGGAUUUUGAUACCUAUUAUUCUUCCUCUAAAGUUUUGGUUAGAAAAUGCAUUGGCUUAGAUGAGAAGAGCAAUGACAAUCCUCAAACUCAAUGGUUCCAGUUUGUCUCAGCCAAUGUUUAGUAGAGUUCUUAGUUAUUUCAAUGUUUAGCGAUUAUUUUUGGUAUA
Molecule: messenger RNA, 1629 nt
Organism: Nicotiana tabacum (common tobacco)
Lineage: Eukaryota; Viridiplantae; Streptophyta; Magnoliopsida; Solanales; Solanaceae
Product: glycosyl hydrolase 5 family protein-like
Biological process (GO): polysaccharide catabolic process
Molecular function (GO): hydrolase activity, hydrolyzing O-glycosyl compounds
Source: RefSeq, a predicted model, not a curated record